Molecule: messenger RNA, 453 nt
Organism: Homalodisca vitripennis (glassy-winged sharpshooter)
Lineage: Eukaryota; Metazoa; Arthropoda; Insecta; Hemiptera; Cicadellidae
Product: piggyBac transposable element-derived protein 3-like
Exons: 1
Coding region: 1-453 (150 amino acids)
Source: RefSeq, a predicted model, not a curated record
AUGAUUAGAUUCAAAGGCCGCUCAACUCUGAAGCAGUACAUGCCUCUCAAACCCAUCAAGAGAGGCUACAAAGUAUGGGUGAGAGCUGACGAGUCGGGCUAUAUAUUUGUGAGUUCCAAAUAUAUACAGGCAAAGUUGCAAGAGGUCAAACAGUCACUUCUUGGUGAAAGGGUUGUAAAAGAUCUGACAGAAAAACUCUCAGGUUCUAACCAUAAAGUAUUUUUUGACAAUUUUUUCUCAUCGGUAAAUCUUCUCAAAGACCUCCAAGCCAAACAGAUCCAAGCUUGCGGUACUAUACGCAAAGAUAGGGUAAACCUUCCACACGAUCUUGCUGACGACCGUUACAUGGUUAGAGGUGCUAGUGACUGGAGAUCGACUGUUCCUGGCAUUGUAGUUGUUAAGUGGAUGGACCAAAAGCCUGUUUAUUUCAAACUACCACGAUCCAACCGUUGA